Molecule: messenger RNA, 6089 nt
Organism: Oncorhynchus keta (chum salmon)
Lineage: Eukaryota; Metazoa; Chordata; Actinopteri; Salmoniformes; Salmonidae
Product: ras-related protein Rab-23
Exons: 8
Coding region: 500-1207 (235 amino acids)
Molecular function (GO): GTP binding; GTPase activity
Source: RefSeq, a predicted model, not a curated record
GGUUUGGAGGUCACACAAUCUGUGAAGUAAUUUGAGUAAUCACGACACAACCUGUCCACAAACAGACUCGAAUCAGCUAGGAUGUGUAUUUUACACCUUUUGCAUUUUAGAAACUGACCAAGGGACAGAAGAGAGUUGGAGUUAACUGUGGAUCUUCUAUUGCUCCCGGAAACCAAACGCGUUUAUAGCAACCGGGCUGCAGUUGUGGGUUGUCACUAGUAACCCAGCCACAAAGUAAAAAAUGGCUAUAUCGUAAAAAUGCAUGGAAACUCAAAAAGCCUUUUGGUCUUAAUUUAAGGUUAGGGAUGUGCAUAAGCAAUUCUAUUUUAGUCCUGUUGCAGCCACUGAGGUAUAAUAAGGACGUUUGUAUCUGGAAGACAAGAGUCGCACAGUCAUGUAACUGUAAUGCAGGAGGUGUCUAACUGAUCCAGUGCCAGCCCCUCUGAAGUAACACCAGACUGCCUUGAAGUGUUAAGAAAACCCAGCCCAAGACAUAGUCAUGUUGGAGGAGGACAUGGAAGUGGCCAUCAAAGUGGUGGUGGUGGGCAAUGGUGCGGUGGGGAAGUCCAGCAUGAUCCAGCGCUACUGCAAGGGCAUCUUCACCAAGGACUACAAGAAGACCAUCGGUGUGGACUUCCUGGAGAGGCAGAUACUAGUGAAUGAUGAAGAUGUGAGAUUGAUGUUGUGGGACACAGCAGGGCAGGAAGAGUUUGAUGCCAUCACCAAGGCCUACUACCGCGGUGCCCAGGCGUGUGUUCUGGUCUUCUCCACCACCGACAGGGAGUCGUUCGAGGCGGUCGGCAGCUGGUGGGAGAAGGUGGAGCUAGAGGUGGGAGACAUCCCCACUGUCCUGGUGCAGAACAAGAUUGACCUUCUGGAUGACACGAUGAUCAAAAAUGAGGAGGCAGAAGGUCUGGCCAAGAAGCUCAAGUUGAGGUUUUAUAGAACCUCUGUAAAGGAGGACCUCAAUGUCAAUGAAGUUUUCAAAUACCUAGCAGAUAAGUAUCUGCAACGACUCAAGCGGCAAACAGCAGAGGAGCCCGAGGCAGUGCAUACAGCAGGCAAUAAAAUUGGCGUUUUCAACACCACAAGUAGUAACCCAUCUAGUCAGAACUCCAGCAAUGGCCGUGAAAUCAUCAGCUUGCGGCCCCACAAACAGAGGACCAAGAAGAGCAAAAACCUCUUCAGUAGCUGCAGCCUUCUUUAGAAUCAAUCCAUUCCCUUCAAUACUGUAAGUUUUGACUGCCAUAUGUGAGGAAAAGAGUCUUGAUUGAUGAAUGGUUGUGUAUUAUAGGGGUAGAUUCUUUCACAGACCAAAGUUUGCAUAGAACACGGUAUGUUAUAUCAAUUUGAGCUCAACCUAGAUCUAAUCUGCACCUGCACAUUGUGCCUAUCAUGACGUUGAGCAUCUUUACAGAUCCAGUCUAGCCUUUGAUUCGCAUGGAUAGAUGGGAGAUCUAAAGCACCAGUAUGGCAAAAGUAACAACAGUCCUCCUGAUGGCUGCAAUGGAUACCAAAACCUAUGUUGUAGCAUGAAUGGAAUUCUUGAAGCUUAUCUUUUGGGAAAUUGAGGUUGGGCGUUGCAGGGUUUUCCCCAUUUACACCCUUCAACAUGUUGUAGGGAAGGGUUACAUUCUAGUUCACUAACACGGCAUCUUUGUAUGUUCAUAUGUGAUUUUUACAGAUUACCAUUUGUGCAUUUGACUGUUCAUCUGUGCAAUAUGUUUAUUGUAAGAGAUAUACUGAUUAUUUUGUACCAUAUUUUGUUUAAAAUAUUAAUGGAAUAUGGUUCAAUCUAUGCUGUAUAUUGUGGAUAAAGACUUGGACAUAAUUGUUCAUUGUUUUCUGAAAGGUAUUUUUAUAUGAAUUUUAAGUGUUUAACAAAUGUUUGCAGACAAUGACUUACCUAAAACGUAACAUAGUGCCAAAUAGUUUCUUAACUUCCUUUAUUGUUGAAAGAAAUGUACAUAUUUUAAGGUGAAAGGUAGGAGUGAUUGAUAGUUGUAUGAUAAUACUAAAUUACAACAAAGACCAAUAGAAUGUGCUCUUAUAUUACCAAAUAAAAUUUGAGAUUCGCACAAUAAACUCUACUUGAGUCACAAAAUUAUAAAAUGUACUGAUCUUAUAGAAUGGAUGAGCCAGUGAAGAGUGUUUUGUUACACAGACAAUACCAAUCAAUAUAUACGAUACUAGAAAUCACAAUUGUUUACAUAUUGCAGCAUUUAAAUCCUAUACAGUUGGAGUUGGACGUUUACAUACACUUAGGUUGGAGUCAUUAAUCUGUUUUUCAACCACUCUGCAGAUUUCUUGUUAACAAACUACAGUUUUGGCAAGUUGGUUAGGACAUCUACUUUGUGCAUGACACAAAUACAUUUUCCAACAAUUGUUUACAGACAAAUUAUUUCACUUAUAUUUCACUUAUAAUUCACUGUAUCACAAUUCCAGUGGGUCAGAAGUUUACAUGCACUGAGUUGGUUGUGUCUUUAAACAGCUUGGAAAAUUCCAGAAAAUGUCAUGGCUUUAGAAGUCUCUGAUGGGCUAAUUGACAUCAUUUGAGUCAAUUGGAGGUGUACCUGUGGAUGUAUUUCAAGGCCUACCUUCAAACUCAGUGCAUCUUUGCUUGACAUCAUGGGAAACUCAAAAGAAAUCAGCCAAGACCUCAAAAAAUAAAUUGUUGACCUCCACAAGUCUGGUUCAUCCCUGGGGGCAAUUUACAAAUGCCUGAAGGUACCACGUUCAUCUGUAUAAACAAUGGUACUCAAGUAUAAACACCAUGGGACCACGCAGCCGUCAUACCGCUCAGGAAAGAGAUGCGUUCUGUCUCCUUGGUGUGAAAGGUGCAAAUCAAUCCCAGAACAGCAGCAAAGGACCUUGUGAAGAUGCUGGAGGAAACGGGUACAGAAAUCUCUAUGUCCACAGUAAAACAAGUCCUAUAUCUGCAUAACCUGAAAGGCCGCUCAGCAAGGAAGAAGCCACUACUCCAAAACCGCCAUAAAAAAACAAAGACAGACUACGGUUUGCAACUGCACAUGGGGAUAAAUAUGGUACUUUUGGAGAAAUGUCCUCUGGUCUGAUGAAACAAAAAUAGAACUGUUUGGCCAUAAUGACCAUUGUUAUGUUUGGAGGAAAAAGCGGGAUGCUUGCAAGCCAAAGAACCAUCCCAACCGUGAAGCAUGGGGGUGGCACCAUCAUGUUGUGGGGGUGCUUUGCUGCAGGAGGGACUGGUGCAAUUCACGAAAUAGAUGACAUGAGAAUGGAAAAUUAUGUGGAUAUAUUGAAGCAACAUCUCAAGACAUCAGUCAGGAAGUUAAAGUUUGGUUGCAUAUGUGUCUUCCAAAUGGACAAUGACCCCAAGCAUACUUCCAAAGCUGUUGCAAUAUGGCUUAAGGACAACAAAGUCAAGGUAUUGCAGUGGCCAUCACAAAGCCCUGACCUCAAUCCUAUGGAAAAGUUGUGGGCAGAACUGAAAAAGCAUGUGCGAGCAAGGAGGCCUUCAAACCUGACUCAGGUCUGUCAGGAGGAAUGGGACAGAAUUCGCCCAAGUUCUGGUGGGAAGCUUGUGUAAGGCUACUCAAAACAUUUGACCCAAGUUAAAGAAUUCAAAGGCAAUGCUACCAAAUACUAAUUGAGUGUAUGUAAACUUCUGACCCACUGGGAAUGUGAUGAAAGAAAUAAAAGCUGAAAUAAAUCAGGUGCGGCAGCGUAGCCUAGUGGUUAGAGCGUUGGACUAGUAACCGAGAAGGUUGCAAGUUCAACUCCCCGAGCUGACAAGGUACAAAUCUGUCGUUCAAGGCAGUUAACCCACUGUUCCGAGGCUGUCAUUGAAAAUAAGAAUGUGUUCUUAACUGACUUGCCUAGUUAAAAUAAAAAGGUAAAAUGUAUCUAGUAUUAUUCUGACAUUUCACAUUCUUAAAAUAAAGUGGUGAUCCUAACUGACUAAGACAGGGAAUUGUUACUAGGAUUAAAUGUCAGGAAUUGUGAAAAACUGAGUUUAAAUGUAUUUUUAAGGUGUGUGUAAGCUUCCUACUUCAACUGUAUGUGCUUUAUUUGUUUCUACUGUGGUACAAUUGUAACAUCUUUAAUGUGCUCAUAUUUGUGAGUCUAUUACAUUUUUACUGAACAAACAUAUAAACGCAACAUGCAAUAAUUUCAAUUAUUCUACUGAGUUAAGAGUUCAUAUAAGGAAAUCAUUCAUUUGAAAUAGUCAUUAGGCCCUAGUCUAUGGAUUUCACAUGAAUGGGCAGGGGCGUGGGCCUGGGAGGGCAGGCCCAGCCAAUCAGAAUUAGUUUUUCCCCUCAAAAGGGAUUUAUUACAGACAGAAAUACUCCUCAGUUGUAUCAGCUGUCCGUGUGGCAGGUCUCAGACGAUCCCGCAGGUGAAGAGCCGGAUGUGGAGUUCCUGGGCUGGCGUGGUUACACGUGGUCUGCAGUUGUGAGGCCGGUUGGACGUAUUGCUAAAUUCUCUAAAAUUAUGUUGGAGGUGGCUAUGGUAGAUAAAUUAACAUUCAAUUCUCUGGUAACAGUUCUGGUGGACAUUCCUGCAGUCAGCAUAUCAAUUGCACGCACCCCCAACACUUAAGACCUCUGUGGCGUUGUUUAACAACUGCACAUUUUAGUGGCCUUUUAUUGUACCCAGCACAGGAUGCACCUGUGUAAUGAUCAUGCUUUUUAAUGAGCUUCUCGAUGUUCCACACCAGUCAGGUGGAUGGAUUGUCUUGGCAACGGAGAAAUGUUCACUAACAGUGAUGUAAACACAUUUGAAAGAAGUAAGCUUUUUGUGCACAUUAACCAUUUCUGGGAUGUUUCAUUUCAGCAUAUGAAACAUGGGACCAACAGUUUUGACAUGUUGCAUUUUAUAUUUUUGUUCAGUAUAUAUUUGUUAGUUUCGGGAGAAAUGAACACUACAUUAUUGUUUUAAAGAAAUAUCAAAUUUCAUGUGUGAUUGAAAAGAGAUCUCAUAAUGAACGGUCUCUUGAUAGAAUGUGAACAGAACUACAGGAUAGCUUUGUAAUGGCUUCAUUUUCUCACCUAGUUAUCAUGCUUGGACUGUGUUCUCUUUCCACUGACCGCUAUGAUGGCUUUUCUGAGGCAAGACUAGUAAUUCCUGCUCUAAUUUCACUGUAGGACAGAAAGGAAAGUCUCAUUCUUUAUACUGUGUUCGUCAUUAUAACUUCUAGUUACCCAUUAAUACUAUUCACAAAUCAAAAUGGCACCAUGGUUAUAAGUACAUUCUACUGUAUAUAGUCUGUGUUUUGGUAUCAGUAAAUGUUGUAUGAAAAUUUGCAUGCUUGCCUUGUUUUUUUGUUUUUUUUUCAAGUGAAUGAAUAUGGAACCACAGUUUAAUGCCACAAAGCCUUGUCCAUGUAUGUUUACAUUCUCAUUCAUUGUGUAUCUUUAAACAUAUUUUUUAUUUAACUAGUUUGAUUUAAGGACUCCUGCUUAGUAAAUAUUGUAAAUCACACACCAUCCCUUAACAGUUGCUAUUUGUAAAAAUGUUCCAUUUUGUUCAAAUGGACUAAAGGCACUUUAACAAUGAGAUGUUUUAAUGAUGUUUGUCUCCUGAAAAUACACAAUGUUUAUAUUGACCAUUUAAUGAAUUAAUAAUUAAAUCCGUUACCAUUCUUAUAAUAUGGUCAAGUGCUCUUUCACUCAGGUGUUGUGAGAAUCACUGUAAUCCAUUUUGAUGUUAUUACAUUUUGCAGAUGGCUUACUGAUUUAUUACAUACUGCUUCCAUGAACUUUGUUUCUAGAUAACCUAGUCUGUUUCUGCUCUCUUUCCAACUCCUUAUGGAGUUGCCAUGCCAAACAUUGUUUGUCAGCUUAAAGUAGGCAAGAGCACAAUAUACCUGGGACCAGGCUAAAGACUUAACUAAAUGUUACAUGUUGUCAGAAUUGUGUGACACAGAGUAGUAGUUACAGAGUAUAUCUCACCUAGUUUGUUCAUUUCUAUUACUUUGAUUUAACAGUGUCUCAAGGUGUGCCACACAUGCAGUACUUGCACCUGCAGCUUGGUUGAAAAUCUGUUUGAUGGUGAUCUAGCAUAAAUAAAAUCUGUUUGGUGAUCUAGCAUAAAUAAAAUCUCUAUUUUGA